UAAUAUUUGUGAGGUGUAAUAGUUAAUGGCAGAUAAUACAAAUCAACAGAUUGGCCACACAUUCUUGACCAGGAACGUAGACGUCACGGGUUUCACGAAAAGGCCAGGCAUGACUAUGAGUGUUAUCUCAGCUUUCCCACAGAAUAACGUCCCUGAUACAAAAGGGAAUAUGAGCUCUAGGACAGGCACUGUGUUCGGAGGUGUUCUGACCAUACUCGCAAUCAUGAUAGGCAGUGGCGUAAUUGGGAUUCCUUAUGCUGCCUUCAAGCUAGGUCUUAUUUUAGGACUUGGAGUAUUGUAUUUGGCUAUAGUCCUAGGACUUCAAUCCGUCGAUUUAUUAUACGAAAGUUCAAGAAUGACAGGGCUUAAUAGUUUGAGUGAGAUUGGAUUCUUCUGACUUGGCAAAGUGUCUGUGUACAUCAUCAAUAUUGUAGUUUUUACAAAAAGUUUUGGAAUGCCAAUUAUUUACUUCAUUCUCACCGGAACUUGCUUUAGCCAAAUUGCUGAGAAAAUAAAUGGGGCACCAAAUUGGCUCAAACAUAGGCAGCCAUAUAUCGGGGUGACUGCUUUAUUAUUGGCAUAUUUUGUAUUCAAAAAAGACAUCACAGACCUUAAGCCAAUUGCAUUCUUCUUGUUCCUUGGCGUGCUUGGUUUCAUAGCUCUUCUGGGAGUUCAUAUGAUUUUUGAGCAGAGCACUACUUGGAACCAUGAUGAUCAUCCUCAUAAAGAUUACUUCUUUCCAUUUAACGAAAAACAAAGCAAGAUGAGACUGAUAUACAUGUGAACAACUAUCUUGGUAGGAGUUUCCUUCCAGACUGUCUUCUUCCCUGUGCUUAAUAACUUGAAGGAUAACACAAAGAGAAAUGUAAUGAAGACAGCUGCUACAUCGAUGAGUAUUGCUGGAUUCAUCUACACUGCUUGUAUCUUCAUCUCAGUCUACGCCUUCGGGGACCACGUCCAUUCUGAUAUAUUACAAAAUAUUGGAGAGAAUUCUGGAUGGGAAACCUAUAUCUUGGGAGCAAUGUUUGCUGUUGUUGGAGCUCUCCAUAUUCCUCUUAUCUUCUUUGUUGCUAAAGAGGCUAUAUUAAUUGUGGUAUUCACCUUCUUUUAUACUAAAUCUGAGGGUUCUGAAGAAGUGAUGGAGGAGCAGGAGACUUCUCAUCUCUUAGUUGAAGAUGUCUCGCAUAUCUCAAGAGUAGCCCCAAAGUCAGAUUUUGCAGGAGAUGAAAAUGGUGAACUUCCCCAAACUCAAUCUCAGUUGAAUAAAACAGCUCUCAAGAAGACAACAGUUAUCCCAAAUAUCGAUGUAUCGAUAACCCAACAAGUUUUAGCGGUUAACAAUAGAUUAAGACAAGGAGGAAAUAAGAAUUAUGAGAAAGAGCUCAAAGCUGCUGAAGGAAAUACAAAGGAGCCUACUCAUCGUGACCUUCCUAUUUUCCUUUACCUCACAUUAACAUCAGUGAUCUACGCAUUGGAUGUCGCUUUGGCUUGCGUUCUAGAUGACGUAUCAAUUGUCUUUGGAUUUGUAGGAGCUCUUUCAAUAUCUAUGCUGUUCUUCAUCCUCCCUGGGAUCUUCUACCUCAGAUCAUGCACUCUUUCAGGAGAGAAAGGAAGCUUGUACAGAAAAUGUGUCUCCUGGUUCUACAUAAUCUUCGGAUUUAUGGUAAUGUUUGGAGGUCUGGCUUCUGUUGUUGUAAAAAUCGUUGAAGGAGAACCUCACCACGAUUCUGAUGAUGAGAUCUAA
Molecule: messenger RNA, 1744 nt
Organism: Moneuplotes crassus
Lineage: Eukaryota; Ciliophora; Spirotrichea; Euplotida; Euplotidae
Source: the annotation of a GenBank genome assembly